Messenger RNA from Tarenaya hassleriana, 1495 nucleotides. RefSeq lists its product as uncharacterized. The coding region runs from base 66 to 1286 and encodes 406 amino acids. The transcript has 2 exons. The record is from RefSeq and is a predicted model, not a curated record. Lineage: Eukaryota; Viridiplantae; Streptophyta; Magnoliopsida; Brassicales; Cleomaceae.
UUGACAAGUUCCGGUUACAUGAAAAAAAUAAUAACAAAUGACCUACAUUUAAAUUCUAUAUAACCAUGACGGUCCAAUAUUAUUCGCCGUUUUUGGCAGAGGACAUGGAAUUAUUCGCCAAAGGCUCGGCCGUCAGAUUACGGAACUGCCACGAAAAGUACCUCACCGCCGAAGAUGACGAACGAGCCGUCCGUCAAAGCCGUAACGGACAGUCACGGCAAUCGAUAUGGACGGUGGAGAUGGUGCCACGUAAGCCAGACGUUAUCCGACUCAAGAGCUGUUACGGCAAGUACUUGACGGCAAGCGAGACGCCGUUUCUGCUGGGCAUGACAGGCGAGAGAGUUAUACAAACGGCGCCGUUUCGCCAGGCGGAGUACGAGAGCGACUGGGAACCGAUCAGGGACGAUCUUCCGGUGAAGCUCAUGUCGUGGAACGGCAAGUUCUUGCGCGCCAACGGCGGAAUGCCGCCGUGGAAGAACUCCGUCACGCACGAUCACGAGCCGUACACGUCAGCCACUAGGAAGUGGAUCUUGUGGUUUGUGGAGAUCGUCGAGAAUCCUGAAACGGCGUCGUUUGCCGAUCGUUUUUCUUCACCGGCGUCGAGUUUCGGUUCUUCCGUCUCCGCCGGGUCAAUCCCCGGGUCACCCGCCGCGAAGAAGUUAUCGAGCUUUGGCUCUUCCACCUCUGCCGGGUCGGAUCCUGGGUCACCCGCAUCAGUUUCGUCAAAACUUCCGUUCACUCCGUCAUCGAACCCGGCGUCAAAACAGACGAAGAAUUCGUCCAGAAUCGACGUAACAGCGAUAGAGUUCUUCCACAACGCCAAAUCGGUGCGAUUACGCAGCGUCCACGACAAGUACCUCGUGGCAGAAGACGACGAAGAGACAGUGACUCAGGGACGAAACGGGUCAUCGAGGAACGCCAAAUGGGUCGUGGAACCCGUAUCCGGAUCCGGGAACGUGAUCCGGCUCAAGAGCUGUCACGGCACCUACUUGACGGCGUCGCACGAGCGGUUUCUGAUGGGAGCGACGGGUCGGAAGGUGGUGCAGUCGAGGAGCAGUGGCCGGUCCGGCGAAUGGGAGCCCGUGAAAGAAGGGUCGAAGAUGAAGCUGAAGAGCCGUAACGGCGGAGAGUAUCUCAGAGCAAACGGUGGAAUUCCUCCAUGGCGGAACUCGGUCACGCACGAUACGCCGAAGAGGACGGCUACUCAGGAUUGGGUUGUAUGGGAAGUCGACGUGGUGGAGAUUACAGAGAGCUUCCAUGGCGGCAGGAGAGAGAAUACGAGUUAAUGGGUGAGCUUCGUGCGUUCAGAUUCAGACAUCUCCCGUUCUGUUGAACUGAGUUUGGUUUGUUCUCAUCCAUCUUACAUUGAGAAUCGAGAUCCUCUGAACUUUUGGCGCGAAUCUGGUUUUCCUGAAACUACGGAAGAUUGUCUUGAACCGACAUUUCAUUCCUAGAUCUCUUUUGUUUUCCUAUUUUAAGACAUUCGGUUAAUUGA